AAAACCACCCAAAAAGUAGUAUUCUUGUUUAUUAAAUUACAAUUUAAGAUGAAAAUUAGAAUUUAGUCUAUAUAUUUCGAUAUUACAAAUAGCCUCUAUGAUUUGAUAAAAUUAUCAUAAAUGUUCAUAAGGUAGGAUUAUUUAUAAAAAUUUUAUCAAACCAUGGAACUAAAUGGUAACUUUCUCUAAACUAUAGGACCAAAAUAUUCAAUUCCACCUGUUUUUUUUAGAUUUCAGUGAAAAUAUGUUUUCCUCUGGCUGAGUCAUAUGAACACAUUAUUUCAUACAAAUGCCGACCCCAAAUACAAGUCAGUACACAACACACAGAGAGAAACAGAGGGAGAAAUGGGAAGUGAAGAAAAGGCAUGGGGAAAUAGUGAAGUACCAAAGCUUCCAUUACUUGCAAUUGCAGCAAUGGAGUCUCCAGAUCGGUCUGGAAUGCUAACCCCACCAGUCCACACCUCAGUCUCAGUCCCAUUUCGUUGGGAAGAAGAGCCUGGCAAGCCCAGGCUCUGUUUCACUUCUCCUAACAUUCCCACUCAAACAAACUCCCUUGAACUUCCACCAAGAUUGUUUCUAAUGGAUCCCAAAAUCCCAAAACUCCCUCCUCCCAUCCCUUCUCAAAAGGGGUUUUUUCAGUUUCCUAAGCAGUGUUUUGGGUCAUUCAGAUUUCAUAAAACUCAGCUUGGAGCCAUGGUUUUGAGAAAGAGAGGAGUACUGAUAGAGAAGGAAUGGUUUUGUUGGUUGGGAAAAUUGAAUUUUGGGCGCAAAGGGGAAGUUGGGUCUGCCUUUGGAAGUGUAUUUCCUUCUUCUCUGGAAGAUGGGAUUGUUGCAGAGAGAAGCAGUUCAAGGAUGAAAGUUGCAGUGACCAAGAAAGUUGGGACCUUUUCUUCUUGUCUUCUGCAACCCAAGGCUGAUUUUUGGGGAAGCAUAGGCGAAGGGUUUAAACAGAUCAACAUUCCAUGGAAGAGCAAAAAAGCAUAAGAAAGAGCACUGGUAAUGCAAUCAUCAGAAUGUUUAUGAAUAAAACUGAGUUUAGCUUGUUGUAAUGUAAAUGCAUCAAAUAAUCGUAAUAUGGAGGACUUAUGCUUUAGCUAAUGGCUAACACUUAUCAUAUUUGACAUUCUUGUACAGAAAUAAUGUUACGAGUCUUAUGAUUUAUGAGUUGAAUCAUCAUUUGUUUUCGAUCAUUUUUAAGAAGGGAAAGACAUCUUCUUAGUCCCCCAUAUGUUUCUUCAUUCUGACUGUUUUAAGAACAUUCAAAACAAGCUUAAUCUUGAUUGGUGGGUAUUGGUGUA
Benincasa hispida (wax gourd) is the source of this 1298-nucleotide messenger RNA. RefSeq lists its product as uncharacterized. Lineage: Eukaryota; Viridiplantae; Streptophyta; Magnoliopsida; Cucurbitales; Cucurbitaceae. The record is from RefSeq and is a predicted model, not a curated record.